Molecule: messenger RNA, 479 nt
Organism: Ixodes scapularis (black-legged tick)
Lineage: Eukaryota; Metazoa; Arthropoda; Arachnida; Ixodida; Ixodidae
Product: BEN domain-containing protein 5-like
Exons: 3
Coding region: 63-395 (110 amino acids)
Molecular function (GO): DNA binding
Source: RefSeq, a predicted model, not a curated record
UCUAUGAAGUCAGGCAAGGGAAUAUUCAUCUGGGAGACGAUGUCUACCUCUCCGAAACAAAAAUGACGCACCUUUUGAAACUGCCAAGUGACCAGAGAUUCACUAAAGAUCUCAUGCGGUGCAUCUGGUCCAUCGAAGAGCUGCGGCAAAGAAGCGUGACAGGCCAAGCCAGCCGUCGCCUGGCCAAACUUGGAGCCGCAGCAAAGCAAGCACUCACACCAAGGAAGGUGGCCGCAGUAAAAAACGCCUUGAGCUACUACAUCAACCACCACCCAAACCCUGAGGCUGCCAACCCCCAAGAAGACCAUGCUGUCCGCCUGCGACAGAUUAACAAUACAAUGACUAACUUUCUUUCGGAUCUGGGCCGCCCUGCCAGGUGCCGCAGUGCAGAGUGAAUUUUUUCUGUAAAAGAAUGUUGAGUUGGGCAAGUUGGUUUAUCUUAGAUUAGAAAAGCGCCAGAAAACAAGGACAACAGCGCA